Carcharodon carcharias (great white shark) is the source of this 5837-nucleotide messenger RNA. Its product is annotated as mitogen-activated protein kinase kinase kinase 5-like. Gene Ontology annotation, molecular function: MAP kinase kinase kinase activity; ATP binding. Gene Ontology annotation, biological process: cellular response to stress; protein phosphorylation; MAPK cascade. The record is from RefSeq and is a predicted model, not a curated record. Lineage: Eukaryota; Metazoa; Chordata; Chondrichthyes; Lamniformes; Lamnidae. Bases 98 to 4132 code for a protein of 1344 amino acids. The transcript has 29 exons.
UCAGAGCCGCGCUCGGGACGGUGCAGAGAGACAGAGAGAGGCAGCGGAGCGGAUAGUUGGUGCAGAAACUGGGGGAAGUUUGUUGCGAAGCGGCGAGAUGAGCGGCUUGGACAGGAUGGGCGGUGAGCAGAGAGGUUCCAGCCGGAGGACCAGCACCGCCAGCAGCAGCGGGACUGCGGACUGUCCGGUGGGAAACACCCACUCAGUGUCCGCCGGCAGCUACUGGCAGGACCCGCUGGCCAUCGACAUGAGCCGGAGCGCAGUGCCCGCUCCGAAGCACCGCAGCCGGGAGCUCCGGGCUGUCUAUGUGAUCAAUGAGGGUCCGGGUCCGCAGUCCCAGGACAGUCUGUCCCUCAAGUGCCUCCGGGAGGCUUGUGAAGAUGCCCAUGCUGUCCUACAGACCGUGCCCUUUGGCAGGCUGGUGCUGGGGGAGACUGGUAGCCUGGAUUGCUUCUACAACGCAGAUGUUGCAGUGGUGGAGAUGGCUGACCCUUACUGUCAACCUUCACUCUUCUAUCAUCUUGGCGUCCGCGAGAGUUUCAGCAUGACGAACAACGUGAUCCUUUGCUGCAACAGUAACCUGACAUUGCUGCAGUCACUACAGGACAUCAUUUGCCAGAGAAAUAUGGGGUGUUAUGGCAGCUACACCUUCAUUCCGUAUAUCGUGACGCCCAGUGGUAAGGUCUUCUGCUGUGAAGCCAGUGUAAUGAAAUGUCUGACAGAGAUGUUCCAGCCACACUUUAACUUGGAGCCUCUCCUCAUGCCCUUGGUUGAACGUCUCACUAAACUGCUGGAGGAGACCCAGAUCAACUCCUGUGAGUAUUUUCGAGAAACUAUUCAGAAUGAAAUCCGCAAAGUGAGGGAGAUGUACAGUGGGAAGGAGCUGCGGGAUGCGCUUGCACGGAUACAACAGCGCCUAGACAGCGUAGAGCUUCUGAGUGCCGACAUUGUGAUGAACCUGCUGCUGUCAUACCGUGAUGUACAGGAUCUCAACGCAACCAUCAAGCUGGUGGAGACUCUGCAAAACCUGCCGACAUGUAAUGUGGCUGAGCUUCCGAAUAUCAAAUUUCAUUACUGCUUUGCAUUAAACAGGCGGAACCAACCUGGAGAUCGGGAGAGAGCCCUCUCGGUGAUCCUGCCAGUUGUGGAGACUGGGCGGCAGAUCUCGUCUGAUCUUUACUGUCUGUGCGGGCGUAUAUACAAGGAUAUCUUCAUCAACUCUAACUUCACGGACUACGAGAGUCGAGACAAGUCUUGUUACUGGUAUGGGAAGGCAUUUGAGCAUGAACCCACACUGCACUCGGGGAUUAAUGUCGCUGUGUUCCUCAUGGCAGCAGAACAUCAAUUUGAUACCUCACCUGAACUUCGAAAAAUAGGUAUGAAACUGAGCAGCUUACUGGGACGGAAGGGAAGCCUGGAGAAGAUGCAGUUCUACUGGGAUGUGGGCUUCUUCUUAGGCGCCAGCAUCUUAUUCAACGACCAAACAAAGAUCAUUCAGGCCUCAGAGAAGCUGUACAGGCUGAAUGCCCCUGUCUGGUACCUGGCGUCAGCAAUGGAGACCUACCUGCUCUACAAGCGCUUCAAGCCAGAGACCAGCGAGCAGCCUUUGGCCAAACAAGAGUUGGUGGACUUCUGGAUGCAAUUCUUACUGUCAAUCUGCAGGGACAAAGAGCCCACGGAUAAAUUCCUGGUCCUUAUCUUGGAGCCAACAAAGGUCUUCCAGCCAACCCACCUCAGCGUGAGCGACAGUGACAAGGACAAGGCUGUGAGCAUGUGGCAUGUCUCACCCGAUGACAAGAACGGAAUCUACACAUGGACUUUCAGCGCAGCCUCUAUCCGGGGUGUGAGUGUCUCAAAGUGCAACGAGCGUUGCUGCUUCCUCUACGUGUUGCACAACUCCGAUGACUUCCAGCUCUACUUUCCAACAGAACGACACUGCAAAAGGUUCUGUGAGCUGCUGAGCUCAUUCACACAGGAAGCCAAGUUGAACAUUGACGAUGGGCUAAGACAGAUGGAGGAGCUUUUGGAAUACAGUUAUGAAUACAUGGAGAAUGGAAACCGGCUGAUCCUGGGGAAGGGAACAUAUGGUGUUGUGUAUGCUGGACGGAACAUUAGCAACCAAGUCCGCAUCGCCAUCAAAGAGAUUCCAGAAAGGGACAACAGGUACUCUCAGCCUCUUCAUGAAGAAAUCGCUCUCCACAAGCGCUUGAAACACAAGAAUAUUGUCCAGUACUUGGGAUCAGUUAGUCAGGACGGAUACAUCAAAAUCUUCAUGGAGGAGGUCCCAGGAGGAAGCCUGUCUGCGCUGCUGUGCUCCAAGUGGGGCCCACUCAAGGACAAUGAAGCCACGAUCAUUUUCUACACGCGCCAGAUCCUGGAAGGCCUGAAAUACCUGCAUGAGAAUCAGAUAGUGCACAGGGACAUUAAGGGAGACAACGUCUUGAUAAACACAUACAGUGGAGUGCUGAAAAUCUCUGACUUUGGAACAUCAAAGAGGCUUGCGGGAAUCAAUCCCUGCACAGAAACAUUCACAGGAACUCUCCAGUACAUGGCCCCUGAGAUUAUUGACAAAGGACCGAGAGGUUAUGGAAAACCUGCAGAUAUCUGGUCACUGGCCUGCACUGUCAUUGAAAUGGCCACAGGAAAACCACCCUUCUUUGAACUGGGAGAGCCUCAAGCUGCUAUGUUUAAGGUUGGAAUGUUUAAAAUCCACCCGGAAAUCCCAGAGUCCAUGUCCCAGGAAGCAAAGGAUUUCCUUCUGCAUGGCUUUGAACCCAAUCCCGACAAACGGGCCACAGCCGGAGAGCUCCUGAGGGACCCAUUCCUGAGCCGGAAGAAAGCGAAAGCCUCGCCAAAGCCAGGUGAAUAUUAUCACAGCCUGUCUGUCCCUGCAUCAGGACACCUCAAGGAUGGGAGUGAGACUCGACAUCCCUUGGAUUUCAAACACAAUGUGCCUUUCCUGGCUCGGAGCUGCUCAAUCCCAGGUCUAUCUGUCAAAAACAGCUCGCCAAAACAGGAGUUUCUGAGUGUACUUGAGGAACAAGUGGAUGACUUCAGCAUCCCCUCCUCACCGGAAGAAAAUGCUGGACUGUUCCUAUUGCAGAAGGACAGCGAGCGAAGAGAUAUGCUGUUCAAAAUCCUGACAGAGGACUGUGAAACUGUGGUCCAGAACAUUCUAGAAGCCCAGGCACAGAACUCCAACUCCAAGUUAACAUGUGAACACAUCCGGCAGCUGGUCACCUGUCUGAAGGACUACAUUCGAUCUUCAGACCACAAGCUGAUUGUCAAAGCCUUGUGCAGCCUGCAGACAGAGCUACACUUUGACAAGAGAGUUCUCAACGAAAUCCAGAUCAUCAUCUUCAGCUUCCAAGAUGCUGUGAUAAAAAUCCUUCGACGUCACCAGAUUAAACCCCAUUGGAUGUUUGGCCUGGACAACAUCAUUCGCAAGGCCAUACAGAUAGCCUUCAGCAUUCUAUUCCCAGAACCGAAGCAAGACUUGCAGGGCUCCUUUGAUCAAGAGAUGGACGAACAAGGCACGGACAACAUUCUGGGGAAGUGGAGUGGGAGUGAUUCCGAUAUGCGGGAGCCAGAAGCACUGGAGCUGCAGAUGGAUGGUGCAGGAACCUCGGGCGUGAGCACGCUGAGUUGCUCAGUGUCCCACGAUUCCCAGCCCAACACCUGCCCUCUCAUUUUGCAGCUGAGCCAACUGAGGGCAGAUACAAACCGCCUUCUGGAAGAUCUUGCAGAAAAAGAGAGAGAUUUCCAACAGCUUCUUUUACAAGCCCUCCAACAGAAGAACCACGACCUUAAGUCGCUACGAAAAACCUCAGAACCCACAGAUAUCUUUUCAGUUGCUCUUUGUGGCUUCCAUACGACCUCUGUGGACUCCGAAGCUGAGGAACUCAAACGGUGGCUGUUGACAGCACAAGCCGAUCAACGAACAAUUGACAAGAUUGUAGCCAAUGGUUACACACUGCAGGAUCUUCUCACUGAUGUAACAAGGGAUGAUUUGAAAUACAUCCAGAUAAGGGGUGGAAUGUUGUGCAGACUCUGGGCUGCAAUCAGUUCCCACAGGAAGGUGGAGGGUGAGAAGUAUGCACUGGCCACCCACUGCUCAGCUUUCAAAAAGUGAACGCCAUCAAGCACCAAGGUGAGACUAAACACUAUGACACAGAACUGACAGAGACGCCGGCAAAAGACUCGUGCUUUGAGAACAUGCACCUGCUCUGGAAUGGCAGUGAAGGGACCGAAGCGAGAGCCACAGACCAUCUCCCAUGGCUGGGAAUGGUGCAACUGUCACUACCACAAGUUUAAUCUCGGAGCUGCACCCAUCUCAGACAUGUUUAGGAUUGUGCAACGUCAGAAAGCCGGUAAUAAUUUGAUGUUCACAAUUUGCACUCGGUGUGAUAUUCACAGUGAUUUGAUGUUCACAACUGGAACUUGCGUGCGCAGUGGCACAAUUGUUUACAUAGCAAAUAACCAGCAGGACCACAGGGUGGGGGCACACAGGCUGGAGCGGGCCCUGCGCUGGGACCUUCCCCUCGCCCUGAAACCCUGGUGGAUACUCUGCUUGUCGUCCCUCCUUAUGGAGGGCAAACAGGCACUUUAGUUUCAAUCCCAUUCCAAAACCUAAAUACUCUGAUUUCCUUGUGCUGUAAUUAGAUUUGUCAGUUCUGGUUGGACCUAUCCCUGUAGGCUUCAUCACCUGACCUCCUACAGCCUUUACCCUCAUCACCAAUACUUUCAGAACUUGUGAACAAAAAUGUUCAAAGCAAUGAAGACAAACUUUUUUAACGGUUUUUCUCCAGGGUUGCUCACAGCAGUAUCCCGGAGAUUCAUUUUCAAUCCCUGGAAACUCCAGGGAAAUCCUGGAGCUUUGGAAAUCUGGUCAUCAUGCAGGUAGCAGGUAGUAAUGUCCACAACAUUAGCAUUUCUUACCUAAUAUUUUAGAAAAACAUAUUUAUUAAAACAAUAUAUUGCAUAAAUAUUCUUUGAUGGGGUGAUCUAGAUUCCUGACGAGCACUUUACCUCCAACUAGGAUAACAUUGUCUGUCUCUUAAUUCGUUCAUCUCAGGAUAACCCACACACAAACCAGAACUGCAACCUUUGACCUUCCUAGUGUCCACAAUCCCGACCCGCGCUGGGAAACAUUUUUACUGAUCAAGUCACCAGGGGGAGCUUUCCCAACAAUCCUGCGCAUUAUUGUUGACUGGGAGUCUAUAAGACAGUGCACUGAGGGGCCACCCAGCUGCAGAUGCCCAGUAUCAUUCUGGUAAAUUCAGUGCCAAUAUAUGCUUCUUGAGGUGCUGUUCCCGGAACUGAACGCAGUACGCCAACAGAUGCUGACCAAGGUUCUCUACCACUGAAGCCUAACUUUAUCAUAUUUGCAUUUUGGCUCGAUUGAGAGAUAGGUCAGAAUUCCUUUUUAAUUGCUUUUGAAAUCAUUCAAUAGCUUUUAGUGGUUUGACUUCCCAAAUAAGUACCUGUUUCCCAUCUAAACACCUCAACUGACUCAAAAGCCAUGGCCUCCUGCGCUGGUGCCAUCUGCAUUUUCACAAACCUUCCUGUGACAAAUUUGGACUUCUAAACAGUUCAGGUUGAAUUUCCAACAUUGUUCUUGUGUUUUCUGUUUGUAUCACAGUAAACCCAGCGGGUUUUCCUUCAGUAACAUAGACCUGCCAUCUGUUACCAUCCUCUACAUGAUUUGAAUCAGAGACCAUAAGACCAUAAGACAUAGGAGCAGAAAUUAGGCCAUUCAGUCCAUUGAGUCUGCUGCACCAUUCAAUCAUGGCUGAUAAGUUUCUCAACCCCAUUUACCCGCCUUCUCCCCGUAACCU